Messenger RNA from Rhipicephalus sanguineus (brown dog tick), 1335 nucleotides. RefSeq lists its product as uncharacterized. The transcript has 5 exons. Gene Ontology annotation, molecular function: amine binding. The record is from RefSeq and is a predicted model, not a curated record. Lineage: Eukaryota; Metazoa; Arthropoda; Arachnida; Ixodida; Ixodidae. Bases 291 to 998 code for a protein of 235 amino acids. Gene Ontology annotation, biological process: symbiont-mediated perturbation of host defenses.
ACUCCGUCAACGCUUGCGAAGCAGAUCAGCGCAGUCGCUCGCCGCGAUCGUACGUACAACAGAACGCCUUCCGCUCGAACCGAGCGAACUAAGAUGAGGGACACGUGGCUCUUGCUUCCCGCCUUGUGCGUGGCCUCCGCGAUCCUGUGUGCCUCCGGGGAAAAGGCGAAGUCUAACUUAGACUCGGAGAUCAAUGUCGAGAAGGCUCAGAGAACCGAACGCGUAGGUGAAGGCCGACUCGUCGGACAGGGAGAAGGUGGUACUGACCGCAGAGGAGACCUACGUGAAGUAUGAGGUCAAGGUGCCUGCGGGAGAAGGGAGCGCCAGUCCCAAGGAGGAAGAUAGCGCUGCCAAGGCAGGAAAGACAACGACUGGUGAGAAGAGCACAUGAGAGUGAACAGAAGAAGGUCACGUCGUCGUCAGCUUCUGAAACUAAUGCUACGGAGGAAGACGCCGAAGAUGCGACUCCUUACGAAGAUGACCCGCGACACCGGGAGCGGCAACACAUGGAAGAUUUUGUUGCCAUCACCGAGAAGAUAUACGUGAUCAAGCGCAACUUCAACUUGAAACGAAUCGAGCGCUGCGAAUCGGCCCAGAGGUUGCGUCAGCUGAGCGAGACCAACUACGAGUACCUGCUCCGCACUCGCAUGUACAAGCAGUCGCAGGCGCUAAUGUCCAUGAAAGUGUUCUUCAAGAUCAGCAAGACUGGUGUGCACAAGGAUUACAACGCCGUCACGUACGCUCACGGCUUGAAUGAGCCUACCGUCGAACGCAAGCUCAUGUACAUCAGUCCCGAAAAGACGUGCGCAAUCCUCGUUGAAGACCGGGAUAAUGGACGCAAGGGUUGCCUACUCGUCCAGCCAGAGUCCGCCAUCGACGACGGUGUGCCAGUGGAGUGCAACAGGGUUUACGAGGCCAGAUGCGGCAAAAAGAGUGUCAUCGUCUACGAGUCUAUCUGCAAGCAGUUGCCCGACUACACGCCUCACGAGGAACUUUAAAAAAGAGCAUUUUUUUUCUCUUUCUGGCGACGCACGUUGAGCGGAAGGACGUGGUCACGACGCUCGGUGUGUUUCAAGACGUGCCUCUUCACCCCUGUGAAGUAUGUGGUGGUGGUUGUUAACUGCAGGUGGGGCCAUAUAGCCUGACAGACUUUGCCAACACUUGCUUGCCGACUUUGCCGACACUUUCAUUCUUUUGACGUUUCUUCGAGAGACUGGACUAAGUGAUUCGCUGUGACCUUGUGUAGCAUACGCGAAAGGUGUCUUUUUUUAAAACGGUCCAUUGGCGACGCAUGCAUCAUCUUUCAAUCAAACAAUAAAGAGGAAUACUAAGCUG